This is a messenger RNA of Lutzomyia longipalpis, 3383 nucleotides long. RefSeq names its product calpain-A-like. Gene Ontology annotation, biological process: proteolysis. The transcript is spliced from 9 exons. Bases 375 to 3167 code for a protein of 930 amino acids. NCBI's taxonomy places the organism in Eukaryota, Metazoa, Arthropoda, Insecta, Diptera, Psychodidae. Gene Ontology annotation, molecular function: calcium ion binding; calcium-dependent cysteine-type endopeptidase activity. Gene Ontology annotation, cellular component: cytoplasm. The record is from RefSeq and is a predicted model, not a curated record.
UUGACUCACAUUUUCUCGCGUAAAGUCACCUCGGAAGGUUUUAUUUAAAGAAAUUUACAUUUUCUUACUUUUUUCUGUGAUAUUUUCGAAUAUACUGUUCGGUUGUGUCUGAAAGAAAUUGAACAUUUGAAGACUGAAGAAGACUUUUAAGAUUUUUUCGCGCCUUUUUUGGUAAAACUUUGGCUCUCUUGAAAAGCUAAAGAAACGUGUCUUGUGCGAAGGUUAAAACCUUGACCUGCUUGCAAAAGUGGCCAAAAAGGCCAAAAAGUUGUAAAGCCGCAUUGAGUUAAGUGUAUCAGUGAAAUUCAUUCACUUUUUUCAAAAAAUUUUCUGUGAAAAUCAGAGUUUUUCUUUGCUGACAAGAACUGUCAAAAAUGUCAUUCAACUACUACCCGAAGAAUUGGCACGCUAACGGUAUGGGAUGGCUGAAUCCCGCCGCAAUGCAGACUGGGUGGAAAUUACCACCCCCAACGGCUCCCAAGGCUUCAGAUUCCUACUCUGUGGGAAGCUCCUCAUCAGGAGUCUCAAGCUUUUGCCCGUAUCCCACUUCAGGCUCAUACGGGAUGCCCACUCCUAAUGCACCCAAUGCCCCCAAUUCAUCAUAUGGCUUUGUAAUGCCACCUCCAUUGCCACAAAUGCCCGGCAUUGCUCCUCCGCCACUCUAUCCGCCAUUAAAUUAUGGCGGAAGUGACGGAAGUUUAUCGUCAUUUGGGGGCUGUUCUCUUGUUUCUGACCCCAAUCCACCUGUAGUACCGCCCACAAUAUCAGGAUAUGGCCUUGAUGAGAUUCCCUGCAAUUCUAUUAAAGUUCCCGAUGAUCAGCACAGUAUCAUGCUCGGCGAGAGGGGAAGUGGCAUUAGACCCCGUGGAGAUGUUCAGGACUUCCACACACUCAAGCAGCAGUGCCUUGCAUCGGGGACACUCUUUGAGGACCCUGAAUUCCCGGCAGCCGAUAGUUCCCUCAUGUUUUCCCGUCGUCCCGAUCGGUACGUUGAGUGGCGCCGUCCCAUGGAGAUUGCCGACGAUCCGCAAUUCUUCGUUGAAGGCUACUCACGCUUUGACGUGCAACAGGGUGAACUGGGUGAUUGCUGGCUCCUCGCCGCGGCGGCAAAUCUCACGCAAGAUCCCAAAUUAUUCUUCCGCGUUGUGCCGGAAGAUCAAAACUUCACCGAUGACUACGUGGGGAUCUUCCAUUUCCGCUUCUGGCAAUACGGCCGGUGGAUUGACGUGGUGAUCGAUGAUCGUUUGCCAACGUAUCGCGGGGAGUUGCUUUACAUGCACUCAACGGAAAAGAAUGAAUUCUGGAGUGCUCUCCUCGAGAAGGCCUAUGCAAAAUUGCAUGGAUCCUAUGAAGCACUCAAAGGGGGCACCACAUGUGAAGCCAUGGAGGACUUUACGGGUGGUGUGACGGAAAUGUAUGAUCUGAAGGAAGCACCUCCGAAUCUCUAUAGUAUUCUCCUGAAGGGAAUGGAACGCAAUUCAAUGAUGGGCUGUAGUUUGGAGCCCGAUCCGAAUGUCCUGGAAGCAGAAACAUCCGAAGGAUUAAUUCGUGGUCAUGCGUAUUCCAUAACAAAAGUUCAAAUGGUUGACAUUGUGACCCCGAAUACAAAUGGGAAGAUCCCAUUGUUGCGCCUUCGCAAUCCAUGGGGGAAUGAUGCUGAAUGGAAUGGGCCAUGGAGUGAUCAGAGCCCGGAAUGGCGUUACAUUCCGGAUCAUGUGAAGGAGCAGAUUGGGUUGAAUUUUGAUGUUGAUGGGGAGUUCUGGAUGUCCUUUAAGGACUUCCUCACACAUUUUGAUCGUGUUGAGUUGUGCAACUUGAGCCCCGAUAGCUUGAGUGAUGAUCAAGUGAGUCGUGGGAAGAAAAAGUGGGAAAUGUCCGUGUUUGAGGGGGAAUGGACUCCCGGAGUAACAGCUGGUGGUUGCAGGAACUUCCUCGAGACGUUCUGGCACAAUCCUCAGUAUGUUAUCUCCCUGGAGGAUCCCGAUGAGGAUGAUGAUGAGGGUAAAUGCACAGUGAUCAUUGCAUUGAUGCAGAAGAAUCGUCGAUCACGCCGGAAUAUGGGGAUGGAUUGCCUGACAAUUGGCUUUGCCGUGUACCACCUCAGUGAGCGCGAUCUCAUGAAUAAGCCGCAGAAGAUGAAUUUCUUCAAGUACAAUGCCUCCGUGGCACGAUCACCGGCAUUUAUAAAUUUGCGUGAGGUUAGUUGUCGCUUCAAGCUACCCCCGGGGCACUAUCUCAUUGUCCCAUCAACCUUUGAUCCCAAUGAGGAGGGAGAAUUCCUCAUUCGUGUCUUCUCCGAGGGCAGGAAUCACAUGGAAGAGAACGAUGAAGAUGUUGGGAUUGGUGAUGUGGAUGAUAGGGUUAGCAAUUAUGACGAAAAUGAUUAUGGUGAUAGCACAAAUGAUGUUACACCUGCACUACCUCAGCCAUCUUAUCCGGAUCCCCAAAAGUCCGCCAUGGAGAAACUUUUUAUUGAUAUAGCUGGCGAUGACAUGGAGGUGGAUUGGAUGGAACUAAAACAAAUUCUCGAUCAUUCAAUGAAAGACGAUUUAUCGAAGUUAUCUGCGAAUGGGGUUGCCCAAUUGGGAGCCCCACCAGGUGGCGGUGGCUCCGGUGCGCCAGGAGGGAAUGACGGUGGAUUGCUGGCGCUUCUGUGUAGUGCCCUUUGCAAGGACAACGCCGUCGGCCAGGCAUUCAUGGGGAACAAUGAUCCAGGCGGAGGCGAGGGCGUCGUCACGGUGGCGCCAAGCUCAAGCGUAAUGGAUUAUGGGGGCUUCUCGAAGGAUGUGUGCCGCUCAAUGGUGGCCAUGUUGGAUGUUGAUCAGUCCGGAAAGUUGGGCUUUGAGGAAUUCCGGACACUUCUCAAUGAUAUUGCAAAAUGGAAGGCGGUCUUUAAGCUGUACGAUCGCGAUGGGUCUGGACGUUUGGGGGCCUUUGAGUUGCGUCAGGCCCUCAAUUCGGCGGGAUAUCAUCUCAAUAAUCGCGUCCUGAACGCCUUGGCGCAUCGCUAUGGCAGUCGCGAUGGGAAAAUUGCCUUUGAUGACUUUAUCAUGUGCGCCGUGAAGAUUAAGACAAUGAUUGACAUCUUCCGCGAACGAGACGUCGACGGAACCAAUAUGGCGACGUUCAGCAUGGAGGAGUGGGUGGAGAAGACGGUCUAUUCGUAAAUUUUCAAAAUUUUAAGAGCCUCUAAUCAAUUUUUUUUUAAUGCAGCUCAUUUUGACAAAAAGAAAUUAUUACAAAAAAUUACAUUUUAUUACGCAGAGUGUUCUCUACUAAUAUUUAUUUUAUUAUACCAUGUUUACAAAAUUAUAUUAUAUAUCUACUAAAUAUUGAAUUAAUUAUCACACGAAAUAAAAAUUUAUGAAAUUAAAAAAAAAAAA